AUGGAGCAGAUAGACAACCACAACCUAUAUCAGAAAGGCAAGUUAUUUACCAAAAAAGGCCUGGUGGAGAUAAGUAGCCUUGCUUGGUGGUCGGUUUCUUCUUAUAAGCACAACAAUGGCCUGAAGGAAUUAAGAGAAGAUAACCCCGACACAUACUGGCAAUCCGAUGGUAAUUUACCUCAUAGCCUCAAACUUCACUUUUCCAAGAAGGUUUCCGUUGAAAGAAUCAGUCUUUUCACCAAUUAUCAAUUGGACGAAAGCUACUCGCCCCAAGUGAUAUCCGUCUACUCAGGAAAUGGGGAACAUGAUUUGAUCAAGGUGACGACUUGCGAGCUAGUCGAACCAAUUGGGUGGUCUCACAUCAUAUUCAAUGGAGUUAGAGAGGACGGAAUCCUAAACACAUUCUUCAUAAAGCUAUCGUUUGAGUCUAACCACCAGUCGGGAAAAGAUACCCAUAUCAGAAGCUUGAAAGUGUGCAGUCCCAGAAAUAUAGUAAACAAAAGUGACAGCACAGACCUAAUAAACUGUGAAGUCAAGCCAACCAGCAUAAGAUUGAUUUCCGAAAGUGGGAUACGAUAG
Messenger RNA from Komagataella phaffii GS115, 579 nucleotides. RefSeq lists its product as uncharacterized. NCBI's taxonomy places the organism in Eukaryota, Fungi, Ascomycota, Pichiomycetes, Pichiales, Pichiaceae. Gene Ontology annotation, biological process: anaphase-promoting complex-dependent catabolic process; protein K11-linked ubiquitination. The transcript has 2 exons. Gene Ontology annotation, cellular component: anaphase-promoting complex. The coding region runs from base 1 to 579 and encodes 192 amino acids. The record is from RefSeq and is a predicted model, not a curated record.